This is a messenger RNA of Phalaenopsis equestris, 1722 nucleotides long. RefSeq names its product zinc finger protein ZAT9-like. The record is from RefSeq and is a predicted model, not a curated record. NCBI's taxonomy places the organism in Eukaryota, Viridiplantae, Streptophyta, Magnoliopsida, Asparagales, Orchidaceae. The coding region runs from base 295 to 1449 and encodes 384 amino acids. The transcript is spliced from 2 exons.
CACUUUUAAGAUUGCUUCAUGCAUGAAUUUCUCCUCCCACCAUCCUUAAAGCACAAAGAACAACUCGGAGAGAGAAACGAAUCAACCUCCACCCCCUGGGCCCUUCAAUCUCCCUGCGUCUCUCUCUCUCUCUCUCUCUCUCUUUCGCUCUCUCGCUCUCUAGCUCUAGCUCCUACUUAAGCUGAGAAGCAGAGGAAACAGAGCGCAGCGGGCAGAGCUCAGAUCUGCUUCUUGUCAAGGGAAAGUGAGAAGGCCGAGACGAUAUGGAGCUGUGAAUAGAUUGCAUACAAAUCAAUGGAGAGGCACCGAUGCAAGAUUUGCAGCAAGUGUUUUCCCUCUGGGAGAUCGCUCGGAGGCCACAUGAGAUCACACAUGCGCUUCUACUCUUCAGUAACAGAGCUUCAGAAGCUCGAUAAGAGCUCUUACGAGCUUAGAGAAAAUCCCAGAAAGACGUGCAAGUUGUCAGAUUUUGCGGGCGAAGAUCCAACAUCGUCUUCUUCUUCCCUGAAGAUAAAGCAGUGCAAGGUAUGCGGCAAAGAGUUUCCUUCUUGGAAAGCUCUGUUCGGUCACAUGAGAUGUCAUUCUGACAAGAUUUGCCGCCGAAGCUUUGAAGCGGAUGAGGAAAAAGAGGAUCACGAAGAAGGAGAAGUUUCUUGGAAGCAGUGGUCGAAGAUGAGUCCGGCGGCUUCAUCUGUAACUGAGUACGAGCAGGAGCUAGAAGACGUCGCCGUCAGUCUCAUGUUGCUCUCACGCGACAUCAGCGGUUGCUGGUCGAUCGCGGCCGAAUCAUCCGACAAGCAAUCCGAGGUCAUGGAAGAAGAGGUGCCGAUCAAGCGAUCUGGGGAAUUCGAAGACUUGGACUGGGAGUACACCGGCGAAGCAUCAGGAAAGCCAAAGAUUCUGACAUCAGCUGAAUUUGGGAAGAAAAGAGCAAGGAUUGAUGAAAAAGGAAAGCACUUGAGUGCUCGUGAAGCCAAAUUGGGAAAAGAAGAGACAAAAUUAGAAAGCAGAUAUCAGUGCGAAGACUGCAACAGGAGCUUCCCCUCCUACCAAGCUCUCGGCGGCCAUCGUGCCAGUCACAAGAGAAUCAGGGGCUGCUGCUUCCCGAAUCCCAAUGCCGAUUCUGACUACAAAAUUGAGACUUUUGCCGAGCACAUGACAGUUUCGGAAAUCGAAGACUCCCAUUCUAAGAAGAACAGAAUUCAUGAAUGCAGUAUCUGUGGAAAGAUUUUUGGUUCAGGACAGGCGUUGGGUGGACACAAGAGGUCUCAUUUGAUGUCAAAUGCAGAUGCCGAUAGUGGCGUCGAUAUGGCGGCGGCUGCUGCUGCUGCCGUCGAGGUUCCGGAAAUGCUGGAUCUCAAUCUUCCAGCUCCUGUAGACGAAGAAUCGAGCAAUGAGAAGCCAUGGUGGACUGGUGAGAGCAUGAUAAACUCCAUCUCUAAUAGAUGAAGAAGAAGAAGAUGCAAAGAUCAGUACUGUAUAGAUUCUGCAAAACAAAAGGUGAAGUUAAAACUAUCUGAUUGGUUCAUUCGUAAUUUUUGGCUUGCUACCUUAGCUUUCUACUUGACUAAUUCGACCUUAGCUUCUCAUAUCCUUUUAUUACUUCAGUUCAUGAUCUAACAGGUGUGCAAAAAAAAAAAAAAAAGAAAGAAAAAUUAAGGCUGCUCAGCUAGAGAUUAUAGUUUACUGAAUUUGUUCUCAUUAGUACCAUGAACUCUUAAA